This is a messenger RNA of Protobothrops mucrosquamatus (brown spotted pit viper), 225 nucleotides long. Its product is annotated as scuwaprin-a-like. Lineage: Eukaryota; Metazoa; Chordata; Lepidosauria; Squamata; Viperidae. The transcript has 2 exons. Gene Ontology annotation, molecular function: peptidase inhibitor activity. Bases 1 to 225 code for a protein of 74 amino acids. The record is from RefSeq and is a predicted model, not a curated record. Gene Ontology annotation, cellular component: extracellular region.
AUGUCUUCUGGAGGUCUUCUGCUGCUGCUGGGACUCCUCACCCUCUGGGCAGAGCUGACCCCUGUCUCCGGCCGAUACUGUCCAAAAAAGCCUGGGAAGUGUCCCACACCUGAUCCAAACGUUGUGACUAUUUGUAUCGUGACAUGUGGAAGUGACUGGGAGUGUCCCGGGAAGGGGAAAUGCUGCAGUUAUGGUUGCUUGGUUCAGUGCAUGGGUCCUAAAUAA